CAGCUGAGGCCCCGCCCCCGCCGCCUGGUGCGCGGCCCUCGCGGCUCGACCCCAUGAAGGGGUUCGGGUUGCCGUGGUCCCCGGCGGUGGUGCUGCUGCUCCUGCGGCCGCUGCUCGCUUCCGGAGACUCGGCGUCCCGCCCGCAGGCCCGAGCCAUGAACCCGGGCGGCGGCGGCGGCGCACGGGGCUCCCGGGAGGUCAGCCACCGUUUGCAGCGCUCCACCGUGCCGGGCUCCGACCCGCAGCGCUGCAACGAACUGCUCCUGCUGAUGGACGGGGAGGGAGCCGCCCCGGGGCCGCGGCACCACGUCCUCUAUUUCCCCGGGGAUGUGCAGAAUUACCAUGAAAUUAUGACCCGACAUCCUGAGAAUUACCAAUGGGAAAAUUGGAGUCUAGAAAAUGUUGCCACCAUUUUAGCCCGCCGUUUUCCCAAUAGUUAUAUUUGGGUAAUAAAGUGUUCCCGAAUGCAUUUGCACAAAUUCAGCUGCUAUGACAAUUUUGUGAAAAGCAACAUGUUUGGUGCACCAGAACACAAUCCAGACUUUGGAGCCUUUAAGCACUUGUAUAUGUUAUUAGUUAAUGCUUUCAAAUUAAGUCAGAAUGGUUUGCUGUCCAAGAACAGUAGUGUUUGGAAUAAGGAUUGUAAAGCAUCUAACUGUCAGUCUAAUUCUACUCCCACUAAUGGUGGCCCGGAGGAAAAAGAGAGGACCUGUGACAACGCUGAGGACUCUGCCGUGAGGCUUGCUCCACUGUCCUUGAAUGGCGCAUCCUUUACUUUGAUUGGGUUCAGCAAAGGCUGCGUUGUUUUGAAUCAGUUACUGUUUGAGUUGAAGGAGGCCAAGAAGGACAAGAAUGUAGAUGCCUUCAUCAGAAGCAUACGAGCGAUGUACUGGCUGGAUGGAGGGCAUUCUGGAGGAAGCAAUACCUGGGUCACGUAUCCAGACGUCUUGAAAGAAUUUGCUCAAACAGGGAUUACUGUUUACACUCAUGUAACACCUUAUCAAGUACACGAUCCAAUGAGAUCCUGGAUUGGGAAGGAGCACAGGAAGUUUGUUCAGAUCCUCGGGGAUUUGGGUGUGCAGGUGACUAGCCAAAUCCAUUUUGCAAAGGAAACUCCUUCCAUAGAGAAUCACUUCAGGGUUCAUGAAGUGUUCCGAGACUACGAGUGUGCUCCUUAGCGGAAGAACUAAGUACUUAGAGUGUUAUAAAUACCGAAUACCGACGACGAGAUGCUAGAUUAAUUAGAUACAUUGUCUGUUGGUGGGCUAAGAAAAUGCACAUUCCAAAACUGUGAAUGUCAAAUACAGUAAGAUUCCUUGCUUGUAAAUGUGGACAGUUUUAAAUUUUGAUCGGACUAGAAUUAAUUUAAAAUCUAAAAAUGUAGUUUGUGAUCAUUCUAUGACCUUUAAAAUGAAAGACACUUGAUGUUAGGGGUUUUUUGUUUU
Molecule: messenger RNA, 1445 nt
Organism: Acomys russatus (golden spiny mouse)
Lineage: Eukaryota; Metazoa; Chordata; Mammalia; Rodentia; Muridae
Gene: C12H2orf69
Product: chromosome 12 C2orf69 homolog
Exons: 2
Coding region: 54-1178 (374 amino acids)
Cellular component (GO): mitochondrion
Source: RefSeq, a predicted model, not a curated record